Messenger RNA from Gloeophyllum trabeum ATCC 11539, 4362 nucleotides. Its product is annotated as ras GEF. Bases 1 to 3327 code for a protein of 1108 amino acids. Gene Ontology annotation, biological process: positive regulation of GTPase activity; Ras protein signal transduction. The transcript has 11 exons. The record is from RefSeq and is a predicted model, not a curated record. Gene Ontology annotation, cellular component: plasma membrane. Gene Ontology annotation, molecular function: guanyl-nucleotide exchange factor activity. Lineage: Eukaryota; Fungi; Basidiomycota; Agaricomycetes; Gloeophyllales; Gloeophyllaceae.
AUGUCUAACGGAGCAGGGAUCACACCUCCUCUGAGGUUGAAGAACCGACGGCCCUCAUCGGAAGAAACACCAUCGACCGUGAUAGGGCCGGUUCAAGGCGAGAAAAGGCCUCCGCCUAUUCCUCCGAAAGAUAAGCUUCGACGCGGACAAUCUCUCCAAGAGAACCCGAAGCUCUAUCCACAGGAGCAAUCGUAUGUCUCUGAAGCCCCGGGCAAUGUUGCCUUCAAUCGUGAAGGGCAGUCCAGGUCAUCGGUCCCAACGCCAGCGAGGAGCGAGGAUCCUCGCUCAUCUCUACAUGGAUCGGGCAGUCGCAAUGUUCUACAGAAGAGACGUCCUUCCGAACUGCCCCCUCCUUCGAGUUCGUCUCGCGCCGAUACGAAAGAGCCCCAGUCCUGGUACAGAAAGGCUCAGCCGGACAAUUCAGUCAAUCCAUACCUUCCCAAGCGAUCUAACUCCGCCAAAGAACUCCUUCGACCUCCAGGCUCUACCUCACUGGAAGACCAAGCUCAUCCUAACCCCCGAGAAGCCGCUCGCGUCGCCGCACGAUAUGCGAUGACGAGAGAUCUUCGGCGUGCUCAGUCCUUGAAAGAGAAAAGAAGCACUGCGCCGACCACUGCACAGUCUACUAGUCUCGACCAGCUAGCUCCGCAGAAUCGGGACAAGCCUCUUCCCGCUCAACCCAAGAGACAUGGCCAUCGCCAUGCGGAUUCCGACCCCGGUAUUACCGCGGCCACAUUGGAGCUUCUGACCAGCGACGUCGAACCAUUGAGGCGUCGAUUGGACACGACACCUGGUGCCUACGGUGAAAACCGUAAGACGGUAGGAUCCAUAUACAGUCAAGACUCUGCCGCGUCUGAGAGUGUGUUGGCCGUCAGCGCCCAAGAGCAGAGCGCGGACGGCCACCGGAUAAGCCACCACCCUUCCAACAGAGCUUCCUCACCUACGGGUACGAUAGUCACUGGGCGGGUGGAGCCGCCCGAAGACGACGCAGAGACGGUUCGGCUCCGGCGGCGCAGAUAUUCGAAGCACGGGUCGGACUAUUACACCGACUCGCACUGCAGCGUUGGCGGGGGACAGAGUCCCAUGACUCCUGUAGAUCCGGGUUUCAAUAUUAAGUCGGGCAAUUUGGAUGAAGUCUUCCCGUCCAUCCUCAAACCAUACAGGCUGAUGCGCGCCUUGCCCAAGGACGAUUUCGAGUCGCUUUCCCGCCUUCCUGCGUUAGCUGAGGUAUUCGACGGCUGUCUAACGACGGUCAUAGGCUACCUCGGCGGAGUCCCUCAAGAGGUCCAAGCCACCACGACGUAUCAGAACGCCUUGAGCGGGCUACAAUUCUCCCGGAAUAUGUUCAUGGCUCAGGUGGGCGCUCUCAAGACAGACUCGGUUCGUCAGAGUAUCGUGACGGUCCAAAGCUGCGAUGAUAUCGUCAGCCUAACGGAGGAGCUCCUUGAUGAAACUAUGCGAAGCCUGAGGGGGUUGUUGGGCGUCGUAAAUGGCGUUAUGAACGAAGAACCGGGCGACCUGGACUCGCUUCUGGAGGAGACAGCAGACACGGAACCUGCUCGGGACGACUCUUCAGUCGACCAAGACGUAAAGGUUCAAGAGGGCGUGGCUGGCACCUCUACCCACACCUUGGCAGUGCCCAGAAUAUCAGUGGCAUAUGCAAGCACCGUCACCCUCGCCGUUCCAGACGAUACUCACCAGGCCGAAUGCGAUCCUAGCGCUGCAGAGACACAAUCGACCACUGACACACUUCGCCCCUCCCAUGCGAAGGGCAAGAUGAAGGAAGAACGGCCGAUAUCGUUGGCAUUCACAGACGACAUGUCUGUCAUAUCCACCGAAGCAGGAGACGAGGUUCCUGCUCUGCCAGCCUCGGUGGCUGGAUGGCGAAAUAAAGCCUUUGGCGCGCCUCUCUUAGGUCUCAAAUCAUCCCAGUCGACUCUAGCACUCAAGACGAGCAAGGCGACGCCGAAUGGCAUUCGAUUCUCGUUGUAUCAGUUCCCGAAUUUAUUCACCGCCGACGGUGACAUUGCAGAACUCGCCAUUGCCAACGGGGACAUCACGCUGGGUGACGACGGUUCGGUAACAACCGCUACCUUCCCUGCUCUCGUGAGGGUACUCACGUCGACCCGGGACCUUGUCGAUUACGACUUCAACGAGAUAUUCUUCUUGGCUUUUCGCUUGUUUUCAACGCCGACCCAGCUGUACAACGAACUGGUCCAGCGGUACUGCGUUAAACCUCCGCCUGGGUUAGCAGGGAGCGAGUUAACGCAAUGGAGAAAGAAAGCUAGGGCGACAAAGCUCCGUGUUGCACGCGCCCUCCACUCGUGGGCCGAGUUCUAUUGGAGGGCAGAAUACGACAAAGACAUCACGAUGAAGCUGGUCAACUUCGCUUUCGGCAGGAUCUCCAAGGACUUCAGGGAAUCAUCGAAGGAUCUGGUGGAUAGCUUGCACAAAUGCGCUUGUGCUCCGUCCGUAUAUAAAGGCCGCCAGCUUCAAGUCAAUGUCCAGGCGCUGGAAGCGACUAUGAAUACGGAUAUGGCACAGGAGCGAUUCCCCGGGUUUGGCGGACUAUUCGCCAAAGGACACGUGUCCAACAUUCCUGAAACCUCGAACAUUCAUCCGUUCAGCAGCCCUCGUGCCAAUCAAGAGCUCGCGGAACAGCUCACUGUAUUGGAGUCAUCUUUGUACAGAGCCGUAGACCCGUUCGAUCUCCUGCGAUACAGCGUUAAGAAGGAAUCCCUCCCCGCGGAGACUAGGCAGACAAUAAAGCGGGUGACGGACUGCUCCAACGCUUUAAUGGAAUGGACGAAGCAGACUAUCAGGGCAGCAGAAACCCCUGCUCAGAUGGCUGAGAUAUACGAAUUCUUUGCUCUACUCGGCACGAAUUGCGUGAAGUUACGGAACUUUCAAUCUGCCAUGUCUAUCUGGGGUGGCCUCAGCGCUCUCCGGCAGAAGGAACUCGCGGAUAUUAUGAAGCUCGUGUCCGUCACCAGCCAUAAUUAUUUCGCUUCUAUGGCCCGUCUGUUCGGCCACGGCCUCAAGCUGACCGACUAUAUCGAAGCCUUGAAUCGGGAGAACAGGCCUGCGGUGCCGUACCUAGGGCUCUUUGCGAAUGACCUAGUGCGCAUAUAUGAACACCCGAAGUAUAGCACCGAGCCGAGCGAGAGCGGGGAAGAGAUGAUCAAUGUCCUCCGUCUCAGAGGCAUUGCGAGGGUCUUCAGAGAGAUCGAGAAGUACCACGUUCCGUACAAGCUGCACGCGAACGAGAAUAUCCAGCAGUAUCUCGCUAGCGUGCUGGAGCAAUAUAAACCUGACGAGUCGUCCUAGGUUAACCCUGGACACGAUGCGUGUCCUCUUGAGGGAGUUGUGCGCCACUGCUCCUUCAGGACCAUGCCAUUUCGCGAUGGCUGCACUAUAGCGAAAGAAACUAACUUUUCUUUUUCUGCACUCUGGAGUCCUUCCUCGACUUCAUACACACCACGUUCCUUAUUUUAUUCCAAUAUCUAUGUCAGGUGCUACGCUCUUUUUGCCUUUCUGCUUCUGUGUAGCCAUAGUAUCUAUGUCUUAUUUAUUGCCCGAGCAAUUGACCUUACAGGUAGAUACUAGGCCAUCACCGUUGUUUCUGUCAGUACACCACAUAUUACCGAAACGUUCCUUCCCUCUUGUAGCAUAGUCGUCCGAAUGUACAUCACCAAUCCGCCAAUGCAAUCAUACAUAUGCCAACGGGAAGCACGCCUCGGACUUCACCUGCAAGUUGUUUUGUGGCAUAACAUAGGUGGUGCAUACAUGGACGUAUGAAGGUAAGUGCCGUAAACCGCUCAUAUCAACUCAGCUCCCCUCAUGCGCGCGCGGCCUCGAUCCUCCGUCGGGCGACCUGUCGCCGAUUCAGACCAGCAAGAGGGGACGCAACCUCCUUGUCCUUGGCGCGCUCAACUUCCUCAUCCUUAGCCGUCAGAAUAACCUCGAUGUGGCAGGGAUGACCGAGGUAGGGGUUGAUACGACCGUGCGCACGGUAUGUGCGGCGGCGGGUUUUGGGUGCUUGCUGGACAACAAUGUUCUUGAUGUACAGAUCCUCAACGUCCAAGCUCUUAGCAUCGGCAUUUGACUCGGCGUUCUUGAGGAGGCGGAGGAUGAAUCUGACAGACUUCUCGGGCCAGCGACCCUGAGUAGCCUUGAAUUGCUUUGCCUGGCCCGUCCGCCCGACACCGCCAGAGAAUCUCCGGAAGGGAAUAACCUGCUUGUGCUCCUUCACGUCACCGAGGUAGGCGUACGCCUUCGUGAGCUUCAGACCAGUAAGGGCAGCAGCCACCUCCCGCAUGUUCUUGAAGUGGGUACGGAGGUACUCGCCGCGCGAGCGGGAGG